Suillus subaureus is the source of this 2739-nucleotide messenger RNA. RefSeq lists its product as uncharacterized. The coding region runs from base 96 to 2450 and encodes 784 amino acids. The record is from RefSeq and is a predicted model, not a curated record. Gene Ontology annotation, cellular component: chromosome, telomeric region; nuclear telomere cap complex. The transcript is spliced from 9 exons. Gene Ontology annotation, molecular function: telomerase inhibitor activity; G-rich strand telomeric DNA binding. Gene Ontology annotation, biological process: regulation of telomere maintenance via telomerase; telomere capping. Lineage: Eukaryota; Fungi; Basidiomycota; Agaricomycetes; Boletales; Suillaceae.
UGUUUCCGAAGUCAGUUUGUAAUUUCUUCGUCUCUUACCCUUAGCUUUAAUUAUCGUCUGUUCUGUGCGCACGCUUUGCACAUUCUAACGAAGUCAUGAAAAGAAUAUUCGUGGGAGAGAGAUCCCCUUCAAAAAGACCUCGCCUGGAGGAUAACCUCACACUAUUUGAUGAAACGCGUCGAAAGAAUGCAACUGACCUCUUCGACCCCGCGACAGAUGGAACCAACAAUAUCGAAGUCAAAGUUCACAUGAUUUUUCCUUGUAUCAAUACAACACGCCAGGUGAACGUCGAGAUGCACGAACACGGCGACACUUACCGCCUUAUCGUUCUCAUUUCGUCCAAAGUCGAUGAAUUGCUUCCCUUCCCAUUCACUGUGAAUGACAGAAUCUGCCUUUCUCUCAAGGGUGCGCAAAUACGGCCAAGGGCACCAUCUUCUGCCCCUUACUAUCUACCCGUCGCACUUGUAUUCAAAGACGGGAUCGCAGCCAUGCUCAUGUCAGGACCCUCAGCUGGGAAGGUAUUCAGUACUUGGGAAGUAGACUUGUAUCAUAAUGCUACUGUUGGCAUUCCCCACAUCAGGGACAUUACCAAUCAAAGCCCGCGGCCAAGAAUCGGUGCUAGUCAGAAAACGGGAGAAGAACCAACCCCUGUCCUUGUGCCUCAACAGCAUCUGAUUUCCUCAGUCGCUAAUCUUCCUCAAUCUGAUGCACGGUCACCAAAAAAAGAGCUCACAAAACAGCAGAGGCGCAGGCAGAAAAGACAAGCACGGAAGUCAGCCGCUCUUGAGACCAGCCUGGAAUCAGGUGGGCAUGAAAUGACGGCCCCUCAAGCAGUAGUUGCUUCACGAGUACCAUUACCAGCCCUCACCGAUGUGCGGUCAGCACCACAAGAACCAUUCAACGAGCAUACAAGCUGUGGUUCUGAACAGACCAGUUCGUCUUCAUCCAACAGGGCAACCCCAAUGUCCUCCGCGUCUUCUGCGAACGAUCCUGCACGCAAUCAUGGAUCACUGACCAUGAAAGCUGGAAUAGCCACGAAAGGGGGAGAUGAGUAUAUACCAAUCAGGAAGAUUGAGCCGGGACUGGGACUCUUCAAUGUCAUUGGGGUAGUUACAUCAACCAAGCCUCUGGCACAAACAUACUCACAAGAGUGGUCCCGUAAUUUCACUAUCGUCGACCCGUCCUGCAUGGAAGACGAUGUGGAUGUCGUGAUUUACAAUUUCAAGGUCAAUUGCUUCCAGAAGAAGCGUAUAGAGUGGCUUCCUCAGGCUGAAGUCGGAGAUAUAGUCCUCUUUCGGGAUCUGAAGAUUUCCGAGUGGGCUGCAGGUUUCAAUGGUGUAGGGUAUCACGAUAAGCUGCGCUGGGCCACCUAUGAUACCCAAACUCGGCGUUUCCGUGAUCCUGACAGAAAAGACGCCCCACAUUCCGAGAAAUCACCUUACUACAAGCCGUAUAUGCAAUGCACUGAAGAAGCAGAGUACUGUGGUCAGCUUGCCGACUGGUGGCAAGGCUUACAGGCGAAGCAACAGGGCAUCACAACCGUGCAGUGCGCACCACGCCCUUCACGAGAGCAUCACCUCAUCUCUGAGGUCACCCCGAAUACUUCUCCUCGAGGGUAUUUCGAUUGUACCGUCGAAAUUUUGUAUACCUAUGAAAACAUCAGUGGACCUCACACCGUGUAUGUGACCGACUACACUGUGAACCAUCGCACCAACCCGCCACAAGCAAGCUGGUGCUCGCCAGAACUGUCAGCAUACGUGUUCAAAAUGGAUAUGUGGGAUGACGCGGGGAUCCUCGCAAAGACGAUGCAGCCCGGAGAGUUCUGGUACCUCCCAAAUGCACGCGUAAUGACAGAUUCCUAUGUUCAUCUCUACGGUAAAUUGGUGGAAACAAAUAAGUCAAAAAAGCUUGACGAGGUCGCAAAUGGCGGGAACUUGCACUUUCGUGCAUUGUUAGAGCGGAAAAAGAAGUUUGAGCGAGAGGGAGGGGCGUCCGGCUCUUCUGCACGGUUUGACACCAAGUUGAUUGAAGAUGUCGACGGAGAAGUAGCGUUCUUCCACUGCACGGUUGAGGUUCUCCAUGUUGAUCUUGCCUCUGUGGAAGAGCCAGUUGUUUACGUCACAGAUUACACAUUCAAUCCCGACCUCGUCGAUUCAGUACACCCAGCACCAUGGGGUCUUGGCCUCAACCGCCGGAUCGUCAAGAUUGUCCUGGGGGACGGGCAGAAAGAGAGGGCACGCGACCUUCAGGCAGGCGCGAUGUAUAGAAUCAAGAAUCUGCGUUUGAUCAGGAAGACAGGUGUCAAGGGUGCCUUCGGGCGUCUAGGGGGUGAUGAACGACUGAUCAUUGCAACCAGUGACCGCGAGAAGGAGGCAGUAAAAGCUCUUUUACAACGCAAGGAGAAGUGGAAGUUAACAAUGUAUAAUUGGCAACGUCAGGUGCGUGCAUGACGCACACGCGAAGCAGAAGGGCCUGCCAGUAGUUGCCCAGAAGAUGUGUUUAACCGUUGAGAGCUGGCCCGCGAAAGAUAAUCGAUGGUAUGGACUUCUAGAUUGUACUCUACUUUGACCUCUCCUUGGACAAUCGGAUUCUCUGAUCGAGCUCAUAGAAUAUGUGUAAAUCCGUCGAUAAUCUGUAUUACAGCUAAUUGUUCCAUGUACUCAAGCAACCUGCAACACGAGUUAUUCCUCAGUCUCUGAUCGAAUUAAGUUGUUGACAGCCUCGUUGAUCACGGACUUC